AUGUAUUUCACCACCAAGUCUCUCAUUGCCGCGAGCGGCCUUGUUAUGGUUGCCCAGGGCCAUAUGAUCAUGCGGACCCCGACGCCUUACACAAGCCCUCAGGCCAAUUCAUCCCCGCUCGACCCCAGCGGCAGCGACUUCCCGUGCAAGGCCGGGGCGGGGGCUCAGUAUGCCGGAACUGCGACACCCAUGGAGAAGGGGUCCAAGCAGACUCUCUCCUUCACCGGCUCGGCCACCCACGGCGGCGGCUCCUGCCAGGUCUCCAUCACCUACGACAACCCGCCCACCAAACAGAGCAAGUGGAAGGUCAUCCACUCGAUCCAAGGCGGCUGCCCGGCUCGUAACACGGCCGGGAACCUGGGCAAUGAUCCCACCAUGGAGGCACCGGACAAGUACGAGUUCGCGAUUCCCCAGGACAUCCCCAGUGGCAAUGCCACUCUCGCGUGGACGUGGUUCAACAAGGUUGGCAACCGCGAGAUGUACAUGAACUGCUCGCCCAUCGACAUCGUUGGCAGCGAGGGCAGUGAAGCAGCGCUGGCCGGCCUGCCGGAUAUGAUGGUCGCCAACAUUGCCGGCACGGACUGCACGACAAAGGAAGGUGUCGAUAUCAAGUUCCCGAACCCUGGCUCCUCGGUCGAGACCAACUCUGGUGCGGCCCUCGGCUCGCCUACUGGCAAUUGCGGCGGUCCAGAGCACCACCCAUAG
Molecule: messenger RNA, 705 nt
Organism: Canariomyces notabilis
Lineage: Eukaryota; Fungi; Ascomycota; Sordariomycetes; Sordariales; Chaetomiaceae
Product: lytic polysaccharide monooxygenase
Exons: 2
Coding region: 1-705 (234 amino acids)
Source: RefSeq, a predicted model, not a curated record